AGAAAACAUUAGCUUAAAAAAACAAUUGGGGUUGAAAUGUAAUGAAAACAAAAGAUAAAAGGACCAAAUUUAAAAUUAUUGAUUUUGAAAACAAUUGACUUCUUCCAAAAUUAGCCGAAAAUACUCUGUAUCUCUUCAUCUCUUGCCGUCUUUUCCAAAACACAAAAUUAGGGUUUGAACAAAACCCUUUUCAACACUUUGACACUAGAAUAUACACAUCUCUAAAUCAAACGAAUUUCCGAGAUUUAGUUUUGUUGAACCCUAAUUAGGGUUCCAGCAAUGGGUCGUCAUCAGAAACCCUUAAAACUGUUGUUAAUUAUCUGGGUUUUCUUCACUUCCCACGGUUACAUCGCCGUUUCCGGCAACGAUAUCGACAAAUAUGCGCUUCUGGAGUUUAAGAGGUCCGUUUCCGAUCCUUCAGGAGUGCUGGUGAGCUGGAAUGGGAGCAAUUCGGAUGUUUGUUCGUGGGUUGGAGUUUCAUGCGGGUCGAAUUAUCGGGUUGUAGCUCUUAAUAUCACAGGUGGAGGUAAUUCAGGCUCUUUUACUUGUAGUAGAUAUGAUCAAUUUCCUUUGUAUGGGUUCGGAAUAAGGAAAAAAUGUGUGGAUCGUAAUGCUAAAUUGAUGGGUAAAUUAUCGUCUGCUAUUUCCAAGAUUUCAGAACUUAGGGUUUUAUCUCUCCCUUUUAAUGAUCUAAUUGGGGAAAUUCCUGAUGAAAUUUGGGGUUUGAAGAAACUGGAAGUGAUUGAUCUUGAAGGGAAUUUGAUUAAUGGGAGUUUGAAUUCCAAUUUUAGAGGUUUCGAUAGUAUUAGGGUUCUUAAUUUAGGGUUUAAUCAGAUAUCAGGAGAUAUACCUGAUUCAUUAGUGAAUUUGAAGAAUCUACAGGUCUUGAAUUUAGCAGGAAAUCAUAUAAAUGGUUCAAUUCCGAAGUUCUUUAGCGAAUUUAUAGAUUUAAGGGGGUUGUAUUUGUCUUUCAAUCGGCUUUCGGGCAGAAUACCGAGCGAGAUUGGGUACAACUGCGGCAAUCUCGAGCGUUUAGAACUUGCCGGAAACUUCUUGCUUGGCGGGAUUCCAGCCAGUUUAUCAAACUGUACUAGGUUGCAAUCGCUUUUGUUGUAUUCGAACAUGCUUCAAGGAGAAAUUCCGAUUGAGCUUGGCCGGCUUCGGAUGUUGCAGGUUCUGGACGUUUCUAGAAACAGUCUCGAUGGUGCAAUACCGCAAGAGCUUGGAAAUUGUACGGAACUUUCAGUUCUCGUGCUCUCAAACUUGUUCAAUCCGAUCUAUAAUAUUCGUGAUUCUGAUGGCGAUUUUGUUCCAACAAAAUUGGUUCGUUCUCAUGAAGAGUAUAAUUACUUUCGGGGUGAAUUGCCUUCGGAAAUUACGGUUCUGCCCAAGCUGAAACUGUUAUGGGCGCCAAGAGCGACUUUGGAGGGCAAGUUUCCGAACAACUGGGCUGCUUGUAGAACCUUGGAAAUGGUAAAUUUGGCUCAGAAUUUGUUCACCGGUCGAAUCCCGAACGGGCUCGGUGUCUGUAAGAAGUUGUGGUUUCUUGAUUUGAGCUCGAACCAGUUGACCGGAGAGCUUAGUGAUGAACUUCCGGUUCUUUGUAUGACUGUGUUUGAUGUUAGUAGCAAUCAUCUUUCGGGUUCGAUUCCCUCUUUUCGUCAUGCCAUCUGCAAACCCUUCGAUCCUGACUCGGCAUAUCUCCGAUAUUUUGCAUUUGAAAUGGCAAACGAUGGUGGAAAUCUUGCAAUAAUGCAUAAUUUCGGUGGGAAUAACUUCACUGGGGGAUUGAGUUCGAUUCCGGUUUUACCAAGAACGGCCAAGAACUCGGUUUAUAUGUUUCUUGCCAGCGAAAACCAGCUCGCUGGACCGUUUCCCCGAGCUCUGUUUGAUAAGUGCUCUAAAUUCAAAGCAAUAGUUGUUAAUCUCAGCUCCAAUGGGUUUUCCGGCGAGAUCCCGUCAAAUAUUGGUCGAAUUUGCAGAUCGUUGAGGGUCUUGGACGUUUCUCAGAAUCGAAUAUCGGGAAUUCUCCCUUCUAGUUUCGGUGAGUUGGGGUCUCUUGUUGUGCUUAAUUUGAGCCGGAACUUGUUACACGGAGAAAUACCGGUCGAUUUUAGUAAGAUUAAGGAUCUACGGGGUCUUUCGUUAUCGCGCAACAAUCUUUCAGGUCCUAUUCCUACGAGUUUCGGAAAGCUGAAAUCUUUGGAAGUUCUUGAACUUUUCUCGAACUCACUUUCGGGUCCGAUUCCGGAAGAUCUUGUAAAUUUGAGAAAUCUGACUGUUCUUUUGCUCAACAAUAACAAGCUCUCUGGCUCGAUUCCAUCAGGCUUCACAAACGUUACGAGGAGUGUGAAAUUCAAUGCGUCGUUCAACGAUUUGUUGGACCCUUCACCGGAAAACUUGAUGGCGGCGACACCAUCUUCCGAACAACAGUCGCCAGAGCCGGAAAGUACGGGUGGUUCCAUCGAUUACUCCAAUUCUUCCACCCCGGUGCCAAAGGGCAGGAGCCGGAAGUUGAAUUCAAUCGAGAUUGCUUCGAUAACAUCGGCUUCGGCUGUUUUUUCGGUCAUUCUAGCUAUGGGUGUUCUCUUCUUGUGUGCCCGAUGGAGGCCGAAUUCCGUGGCAAACGGGUCGACCCACAAGGAAGUUAUCCUUUUCACCAAUACCGGGGUCCUGCUGACGUUUGAGAACGUGAUACAGGCCACUGGUAACUUCAAUGCUAGCAACUGUAUUGGAAAUGGAGGUUUCGGAGCUACUUAUAAGGCGGAGAUCUCACCGGGGUUCUUGGUGGCAAUAAAACGGCUAGCCGUCGGAAGAUUUCAGGGAGUGCAACAGUUUGAUGCCGAGAUCAAGACAUUAGGGCGGCUCCGCCACCCGAAUCUCGUGACUCUAAUUGGGUAUCACGCCAGCGAAACCGAAAUGUUCUUGAUAUACAAUUACUUGCCCGGCGGGAAUUUGGAACGAUUCAUCCAAGAACGAUCAAUCCGAGCUGUCGAUUGGCGAAUCCUUCACAAAAUCGCACUCGAUAUCGCUCGAGCCCUCGCGUACCUCCACGACCAAUGCGUUCCGCGGGUUCUUCACCGUGACGUGAAGCCAAGCAACAUUUUACUCGACGAUGAUUUCAACGCGUAUUUGUCGGAUUUCGGUUUGGCUCGGCUUUUGGGGACCUCCGAGACCCACGCCACCACCGGGGUCGCCGGAACUUUCGGAUACGUGGCGCCAGAAUACGCAAUGACGUGUCGGGUCUCCGAUAAGGCAGAUGUCUACAGUUACGGGGUCGUAUUGUUGGAGCUGAUUUCCGAUAAAAAGGCGUUGGACCCGUCGUUUUCGUCUUACGGCAACGGUUUCAACAUUGUCGGAUGGGCCUGUAUGCUGCUCCGGCAGGGACAGGCGAAGGAGUUUUUCACGGCGGGGUUGUGGGACUCCGGACCGCAUGAUGAUCUAGUGCAGGUUUUGCACCUGGCAGUAGUCUGCACUAUGGACUCGUUGUCCACGAGGCCCACAAUGAGACAAGUGGUACGGAGGUUGAAACAACUUCAACCUCCGUCAUGUUGACAAAAAAUGUAUUAGGUAUCGAUUACGAUUAAUUUGUAAAUU
Molecule: messenger RNA, 3597 nt
Organism: Cynara cardunculus var. scolymus (artichoke)
Lineage: Eukaryota; Viridiplantae; Streptophyta; Magnoliopsida; Asterales; Asteraceae
Product: LRR receptor-like serine/threonine-protein kinase RPK2
Exons: 1
Coding region: 280-3555 (1091 amino acids)
Biological process (GO): protein phosphorylation
Molecular function (GO): protein kinase activity; ATP binding; protein binding
Source: RefSeq, a predicted model, not a curated record